Molecule: messenger RNA, 1283 nt
Organism: Owenia fusiformis
Lineage: Eukaryota; Metazoa; Annelida; Polychaeta; Sabellida; Oweniidae
Source: the annotation of a GenBank genome assembly
CCAGUGGGUUGUGAAAAGGGUAUCCGAGAUCAGACUUUAAAUAGCUAGUCUUGAGAAGGAAGAACACAACUGCGGAUGAUUCAGAAGAGCAAGGGCUUCAUAUUUUGAUCCAAAGGCUAUUCGAGUGCGAUACUACAACAUAAAACAACAAACAAUGUCAUCUGUGGUGAGGUAUUUGAGAGCAAUGGUGUUGGUAGCCACAAUUGUUGCAAAUAGCAACGUGAUGGGGCAUGGAGAAAUUAAAUACUGUGGACGGAAUGUACCAAAGUUGAUCAUCAUAGCUUGUGAGAUGCUCAAAAAGCGAAGUACUGAAACUCAAGCGUUAGGCGACCUGAAGAAUUUGGCGAAAAAGUUUUACAUUGAUGGUCUGUUACGGGAGUUAUGGCACGAAGGCAAGUUACUGGAUUCAAAUGGGCAUCCUCUAAAUGCAAAAAGUGGUAGUGUCCCGACUUCGGGUGAUACCGUUUCUCUUGUGAGAGGCGCAAAUAACGAACAAAAGGAUCGGAGCGACAAGAAAGCAAAGCUCAACCUAUUGAAGGAGAUGCUCCCUGGUUUGAUCGAAAUGAUGCAGGAUACACCUCAACAAGAACAUCAGAGAGAGGUACUUGCUGAACCAACUAACACACAGGAUACUUAUGGGAAAUCCAACGAUGAACUUGUCAGCCUCCUUGGCCUACUUGGUUUGAGCAAUAGCGGUUCUCAAUCAGGAAAACAUGUUACUGCCGUAAGUGAAAACCCAGCUGGGGUCGUUAAAAAGGAUUUCGAUCCUUUGCGGAACGAUGGUCGCCUGUUUCAUUAUAUGCAAACCAAGAGAGAUGGAAUGGCAAUUGUUUCCCUCAUAGACCAAUGCUGCAGGAAUGGCUGUAAACUCAAUCAGUUGCUUGGAAUUUGCGACUGAAUAUUAUCAGUUAAUAUAGUGUACAUUCUCAAAAACAAACAAUACAUAUUUAUUAAUCACGGAAUUUCACACUGUUCGUGUACAUAUUCUUUUGAUUUUUGUGGUCACUCCUCAUAAUAAUGCUUAUUCAAAGAACGAACGGACAUAUUUAUUUCAUGACGACAUCAAAUAUCAGAGAUGCUGAACUGUGAUGCUAGAUUUUUCAGAAAUAACACAAUAUCAUGGGCAACGCUUCCAAUUAAUAUGGCGUCUUUGUAACUUGCGUAACCAGGUAACGUAGCUACGCUCCAGGCAAAAACAAUUGUAUCAUCUCCAAAUACACCGUAGACUUCUUAGCUACCAUAGCAGGGAUAUGACUAUAAAUCAAUAAACGUGGCAGUGUAAA